Zingiber officinale is the source of this 4894-nucleotide messenger RNA. RefSeq names its product leucine-rich repeat receptor protein kinase MSP1-like. Gene Ontology annotation, biological process: protein phosphorylation. Bases 749 to 4645 code for a protein of 1298 amino acids. NCBI's taxonomy places the organism in Eukaryota, Viridiplantae, Streptophyta, Magnoliopsida, Zingiberales, Zingiberaceae. The record is from RefSeq and is a predicted model, not a curated record. Gene Ontology annotation, molecular function: protein binding; protein kinase activity; ATP binding. The transcript is spliced from 4 exons.
CAAAAGGUGGUGCGUUUGCCAUUCCAACGCCUCCACCUCAAAUCCCAAAUCUUCGAGAACCACAACCCUACUCCAGUUACUACUUGGUGGCCACCAAUGGCGGUGCGCUAACUCCUUAGAGUCCCGAUGCUUUCCUGGAGGAUGCACUGGUCGAUCUACAUGCACUCCGUCUGCCACUUUCUACUUCUUACUCUCGUCCCGUUCACAAUUAGAGGUCUCUGAGUGGUGGUGUCAGAUCUCUCUCUCUCUCUCUCUCUCUCUCUCUCUCUCUUUCUCUCGCUCUCUCUCUCUCUCAGUUUAAGUUGUCUUCUUCUUUUAUUACUUGCCCUAUGAAGUUUGUGGCUGGGGUAAAAGUUUGGUUGGGAUUUAAAGCGGUUGCAGAUUUGCAGUAAAAGUUCGGCCUCAAAAUCUCCUCCUUUUGUUCUCCAGCAUAGUAGCACUUUACUUUCCCUCGAUUCUUUUAGCGGCCAUCUCCUUCCGGGCUUUAAGGCAGAGUUUCUGUGAGGAACAUAAAAUUUUGAGGUGGAAAGUAAAGAAUAAAGACAUUCACGUUCUUCUGGCUGCUUGUCUCUAUUGAAAAUGAUUUUUGGUUCUUCAAGCUUAAGAGAUUAGCUUUUAGUUGGGGUUACUGAUUGGUCUGUGUUUUAAAGCCAUAGUGGAGUCCAACUAUCGUAUCAGAUGUAAGAUAGCUUCUCUUAGAUCCAGAGACUGAAAUAUACUAUAUCCAGAAUCUGCAAGCUAUCUGAGAAUGCGACCAAGUGGGGAGAAAACCAAGAUGCUUGUUGUCUUCUUAUUUGUCAUGAACUUUUUCCUUUUUAUACCCAUCUCAGGUGUGACCUAUACUGGUGAGAUGGAGAAAUUGUACACCUUGAGAGACUCACUUGCUCCAGGAAGAGGCUUACUACCAAGCUGGUUUACUGCAGGAACUCCUUGUGAUUGGACAGGCAUAACAUGCGCUGGUUCAAUUGUUGAGGCUAUCGACUUAUCUAAUGUAGGCUUUGAUGUUCAUAUCCCACGCUGUAUAGGGGAGUUUAGACAUCUCAGAUUACUCAACCUUAGCACCUGCAGCUUCACUGGCCAAAUACCGGAAACAUUGGGGAAUCUGCAAAUGCUGGAGUCACUGGACUUGAGUGUGAAUCAUCUCUCUGGAGCUCUUCCUUCUUCACUUAUUAGCUUGAGGAAGCUUACGGUACUUGUGCUCGACUCAAAUUCCCUCACUGGAGAUAUAAGCACCAUAGUUGGUCAUCUUAAAGGUCUCAAAAAGCUUUCCAUCUCUGACAAUUCUUUCACAGGUAGCAUUCCCCCCAAUAUUGGGAACUUGUUUGAUCUGGUGUAUCUGGACUUGAGCUUCAAUUAUUUCUCUGGACCAUUACCUCCCAGCAUGGAAAAUCUCAGGAGCCUCUUGCAUUUGGAUGUCAGCCGAAAUAGGCUCUCUGGUUCCAUCUUUCCUGGCAUUGGGUUGCUUGGAGGAAUCAUAACACUUGACCUUUCUUCCAACACUUUUACAGGGCCUCUGCCAAUCACCAUUGGCAAAUUGACAAGCAUCGAAUCCCUUUGGCUGGGACAAAAUAGUUUCACUGGGAAUCUUCCAGUAGAAAUUGGCAGCAUGAAGCAGCUCAAAGAGUUCUCUGUGCAAAGUUGCAAGUUCACGGGAACUAUUCCUGAGGAAAUCUCCAACCUGAAGAAUUUAACAGAUUUAGACAUUUCUGAGAACAAUUUCGAAGGAGAAAUGCCUCAAGGAAUUGGAGAAUUGGUGAACUUGAAAUAUUUUGUUGCUGCUGAUGCUGGGUUAUGUGGUCCUAUACCUAAACAAUUGGGCAACUGCAAGAAUCUAAGGAUUGUAGAUUUGUCAUUUAAUUCGUUUUCAGGUCCUCUGCCUAAUAGUCUUGCUGGGCUGCAGGCUAUCACUACAUUUAUCUUGGAAGAUAAUCAUCUGGAAGGUCCCAUUCCCACCUGGAUCUCAAAUUGGAAGAUGGUAAAUUCCAUAAGAUUGGGUAAGAACCUAUUUAAUGGAUCUUUGCCACCACUGUACCUGCCGAAUUUGAUUUCAUUCUCUGCUGAUGCGAAUCAGCUCUCUGGAAUAAUUCCCUCAGAUAUUUGUUCGGGCAACUCUCUAUCCUCGCUUUCAUUAUCAGAGAACAAACUAACGGGCACCAUUACGAGAGCCUUCGAAGAAUGCUCUAAGCUUACUGAUCUGGUCCUUAUGGGGAACACUUUGUAUGGUGAAAUACCAGGAUACCUUGGUGAGCUUCCGCUCGUUACACUGGAAUUGUCUCAGAAUAACUUCUCUGGAAUGGUUCCACAGAAGCUGUGGAAAUCUCCAACCAUACUGGAAAUAUCCUUGAGCAAUAAUAGACUAACUGGCCAUAUUCCUACGAUCAUUGGUGAUAUGUUGAAUUUGGAGAGGUUACAACUUGAUAAUAAUUUCUUUGAGGGUAUCAUUCCUACUUCAAUUGGCAAACUUGGAAACCUCACCAAUUUGUCUCUCCAUGGAAACCAAUUAUCAGGGGAGAUACCAGCAGAGCUUUUCAACUGUAGGAACCUGGUGGCAUUAGAUCUGAGUUCCAACAAUCUGACAGGGAGCAUUCCUAGCACCAUAUCACAGUUGAAGUUGCUUGACAAUUUGGUCCUGUCUAAGAACCAACUAUCUGGGCAUAUUCCUGGUGACAUUUGUGCUGGUUUUCAGAUGGUUGCUUAUCCAGAUUCAGAGUUCACGCAACACUAUGGUAUGCUUGAUCUUUCUUAUAACUAUCUAAAUGGUGAAAUUCCUGCUUCCAUUAAGAACUGCACUGUGCUAAGGGAGCUAAGGUUGCAAGGCAACGUGCUCACUGGCAGCAUCCCUCCUGAGCUGGCUGACCUAGCAAAUCUCACCUUCAUUGAUCUGUCCUUUAACUCUCUCAGAGGUCAGAUUCUGCCGCGUCUUUCUCCUUUGCGGAGCCUACAAGGUCUUCUCUUGUCAAACAAUCAAUUUGAUGGUACAAUUCCAAGCGAGAUAAGUUGGAUGCUGCCCAGCUUAGUCAAGCUGAAUUUGUCAUCCAACCACCUUACUGGUACAAUUCCAAAAUCUAUUUUCUACAUCGAGACCCUUACAGAUGUUGAUAUCAGCCAGAACUUGCUUUCUGGACAAAUUCCAUUCGCCGCCAAGGAUCUCAGUUCCCUCCUCAUAUUCAAGGCCAGCAACAACAACUUAAAUGGAAGCUUAUCUGAGUCAGUGUCAAACCUAAGCUCCCUUUCUGUCCUAGAUCUCCACGACAACAAUCUUAUUGGAGGUUUGCCAUCAUCACUUUCCAGACUCGAUUACUUGACUUAUCUUGACCUCUCCAAUAACAAGUUUCUUGGUGCCAUCCCCUGUGAUAUCUGUAGCAUUGUUGGACUUUCCUUUGCCAACUUCUCUGGCAACAGGUUAUACAGGUACUCAGGUGAUUGUGCUUCCACCACUCCUUGCCUAGCACACCAAUUUCUUUCUCCUCUCCUUGUUCCUUAUCCAUCGUCUCGAGCUCUGACCCAGGUUUCAGUGUGGUGCAUUACUCUUGGUAUUGCCAUUGGAUUGGUGGCAUUUCUUAUCUUCUUUCUCAGGUGGAGGGCCAUGAGGAAGAAAUGUUUGGCUUCUGUAUCGCUUGACAAGGCCAGUGCUGCAGCUCUUGAACUAGCCUCCAGCGAUGAGCUUCUGGAAAAGAAGUUGAAGGAGCCAUUGAGCAUAAAUCUAGCCACAUUCCAACAUGCUCUGCUGCGACUAACCCUCAGUGACAUUCUGAAAGCAACGGAAAACUUCAGCAAGGCUCGAAUCAUCGGUGACGGUGGUUUUGGUGCAGUAUAUAAAGCAGCUCUUCCUGGAGAAUGCAUGGUAGCAGUCAAGAGGCUUUAUGGUGGAGGCCAGUUCCAGGGCGACCGUGAGUUCCUAGCUGAGAUGGAGACCAUUGGCAAGGUGAAGCACCAGAACCUUGUCCCACUGCUUGGAUACUGUGUCUUCGGCGACGAGCGGUUUCUCAUCUAUGAGUACAUGGAAAAUGGAAGCCUGGAGGUGUGGCUUAGGAACCGAGCUGAUGCAAUGGACGCCCUCCAGUGGCCGGUGAGGCUCAAUAUUUGUCUUGGCGCUGCCCGUGGCUUGGCAUUCUUGCACCAUGGCUUUGUUCCCCAUAUCAUCCAUCGGGACAUGAAGUCGAGUAACAUUCUCUUGGACAAGGACUUUGAGCCAAGGGUCUCUGACUUUGGACUUGCACGCAUAAUUAGCGCGUGUGAAACUCAUGUCAGCACUGACCUUGCCGGGACUUUUGGUUACAUCCCGCCAGAGUAUGGGAUGACCAUGAAGGCUACCGUGAAGGGGGAUGUCUACAGCUUUGGGGUGGUGAUGUUGGAGCUGCUCACUGGGCGGCCACCGACAGGGCAAGAGGAGAGGGAAGGUGGUGGGAACUUGGUGGGAUGGGUGAGGUGGAUGGUGGGACUGGGGAAGGAGGCUGAAGUGCUUGAUGCAUGGUUGACUUCUUGUGGACAUUGGAGGGGGCAGAUGAUGUCAGCGCUAAAGGUUGCUUUGCAGUGCACAGCCGAUGAGCCGGGGAAGAGGCCCACCAUGCUUGAGGUGGUGAGGAUGCUCAAGGAGAUCAAGAUGGAGGCUGGUGAUGGUGGUGUUGUCAGUUUAGAUGCCUGAAGCUUGAAGAUAAUGCCAAGUCUUAUUCUACACCUAAAUGAUUAGAUGUAACUUUGCAAAUGGUGCGAACAUGGUAGACUUGGUAUAUAGAAUUGUCACUUAGCUAUAUUGAUAUGACCGGAAGGGCCAUGAUCUUCAACACUUGGUAUUGUAGUUCAAAUCUUUCUGUCUAGUAAUGGGGUAUGUUUAUGUAAUCAAGCUUGAAGAAUCAUGAUUUCCAAUUCAUGGUUGUUUGUGUGAAAUUCAAAA